UCAUUCCCCUGUUAUUAUUUUCUCCAAACAAAAAAGAAAAAUAAUGUCACAACACGGUGACGAUCCUUCUUCUAGCUCAUCUGUAUUCUCGAAAGAACCACAAAGAAAGUCUGCUCUUAAAAGAAAGUGUUCGGGAUCGAAUGGAGAGUCUGAGGUGCUGUCCUCAUCACCAAACAGUAACACCAGUGGCAUUAGUGAUGGGGAUAUUCCAUCAAAAACAAACGAUUGGAAUGCAAAACUUAUUUGUAAUCGUCUGCAAAUCAAAUGUACAGAAUAUUCAGAUCCGUAUUCACACUUCAUCAAACAAUAUAUAACAUUAAAACAAGAUUCAAAGUUCUGUAAUUGUAUUUUUGAACAAUUCCCCAACCUUAUUGAAGAGCCCAAUCCACAUGUGACACCAACAUUUAUUGUUCAUGUUGACAAUAUUGGUCAAGAUGAAAGAAAAACAACCAACAUUACUAAUCAACAAAAGCAAAUAGUUAAAAGCACACUUGCAACAUUUGAAGAUUCUUUUAAAUUAAGAAUAGAAUGCUUCGAGUAUGUUCUGAAUUGUUGGGAUGACUUGGAUUGUGAAUAUAUCAAUCAAAUUAAUAUUGGCAGUGCCUUGAAGAAGGUUCAAGAACUUGAUAGACAAUUUGAGAGGUCAUCAUUAUAUUUAUGUGAAUGGUUUAAUCGAAAGAGUAAAGAGAAUAAAGUUAUUGUCCUGGAAAUGUGUCGAUGCAUUUUUUAUGGACUGAAAUUAUUUUAUGACCAGUUGCUCUUUAUGAUGAAGCACAGCCAUAAUGGUGAUCCAGUGACAGAAAAGAUGUUUCUAGAUUUAUUCACAGCUUUUGUCAGAAUUUUUGAUUUAAAGAUUUAUGAUACUACAAAAACAGAACAGUAUUUUACAAUAGGAGAGAGACAGUUUAUAUCAGAACCUGAUGCAAUGAUAUAUAAGUUUACAGAGUCUGAGUCUUGUGAUGCUGCCAGACUAGAAUCAUCUGUGUUUGUUGUCGCCAAAGUAAAGGAAUACUGUGAAGAUAAAACGAAAGACAGAACCUGUAAUUUGAGACAUGUGUCAGACAAUUUGGAACGAGUUGCUGAUCAUAUUGAUAGUCAUGUCAAAGGUCAACACAUUGGAGAUAUGUUAGCAGUCACACAGUCUACAUCAGCAUUGGGAAACAAUGGAGUGUUUGGGUUUAUUGUUCAAGGAACAAAGGUCACGUUAACUUCAUUGAAGGUUUGUGAUGAUUUCUUUGAAAGUAAAGAUUCUACUGUAGCAGCUAACAGAACUAAGGGAACAGUGAAUUACAGUAAACAGUGUAACAUUUUAUUAAAACGUGGCAGACAUGAACUUAUUCCAGUGAUGUUAAGCAUGUCCACUCUCUUCAAAAAUGAUUAAAACGUGGCAGGCAUGAACUUAUUCCAGUGAUGUUAAGCACGGACACACUCUUUAAAAACGAUUAGAAUGUGGCAGACCUGAACCUAUUCCAGUGAUGUUAAGCAUGGACACACUCUUCAAAAACGAUUAGAAUGUGGCAGACCUGAACCUAUUCCAGUGAUGUUAAGCAGGGACACACUCUUCAAAAACGAUUAGAAUGUGGCAGACCUGAACUUAUUCCAGUGAUGUUAAGCACGGACACACUCUUCAAAAAUGAUUAAAACAUGGCAGACAUGAACUUAUUCCAGUGAUGUUAAGUAUGGCCACACUCUUCAAAAAUGAUUAAAACGUGGCAGACAUGAACUUAUUCCAGUGAUGUUAAGCAUGGCCACACUCUUCAAAAAUGAUUAAAACGUGGCAGAAGUGAACUCAUUCCAGUGAUGUUAAGUAUGGCCACACUCUUCAAAAAUGAUUAAAACGUGGCAG
Messenger RNA from Mytilus trossulus (common blue mussel), 1846 nucleotides. RefSeq lists its product as uncharacterized. The transcript is spliced from 5 exons. The coding region runs from base 44 to 1381 and encodes 445 amino acids. NCBI's taxonomy places the organism in Eukaryota, Metazoa, Mollusca, Bivalvia, Mytilida, Mytilidae. The record is from RefSeq and is a predicted model, not a curated record.